Messenger RNA from Pygocentrus nattereri (red-bellied piranha), 2885 nucleotides. It is a transcript of the gene tkfc, whose product is annotated as triokinase/FMN cyclase. Lineage: Eukaryota; Metazoa; Chordata; Actinopteri; Characiformes; Serrasalmidae. Gene Ontology annotation, molecular function: glycerone kinase activity; ATP binding. The coding region runs from base 354 to 2087 and encodes 577 amino acids. Gene Ontology annotation, biological process: glycerol catabolic process. The transcript has 16 exons. Gene Ontology annotation, cellular component: cytosol. The record is from RefSeq and is a predicted model, not a curated record.
GCCUCGGCCAGUCAACCGGAGCCUCACACUAGCCUCACACUUCGCCACGCUCCACCGCGCUUGGUCAUGACGUCAGAGAUCUCCAUGGCUCCGAGCCUGAUGAGCUUCGAUUAACUGUCUCCGAAAAUAAAGUAAAACGGACACACCGCCAGUGAGACAACUGAGAAAAUCGCGCCCGCUUCCAAAUGAUUGUGUAUAUGACGCUCCCAACAAAGCGGCGCAUUGUUCCCGUCUGCUUCAGGCCAGGGUUUGUCAGGAUGAGGGGCGGGAGCUCCAGCAGGGCAAAGAGCACAGCACCCCCCCCCCCCCCCCCCAGCUGUUCACUGAGGCGUGUGGACUGACCACGGAGAGGCAUGGAGGUGCCCAAGAAGCUGUUGAACUCGGUGGAGAGGUGUGUAGAUGAGGCCUUGGAGGGCAUUGUCAGCAGCAACGGGGGGCUGGUGCUCCUGAAGGGUCACAGGGUUGUGCUCCGCUCUGACCUGCAGCACCUGAAGGGAAAAGUGGCCCUGCUAUCAGGGGGAGGUUCUGGACAUGAACCCGCACAUGCAGGCUAUGUUGGCAGAGGGAUGUUAUCAGGAGCUGUAGCGGGUGCAGUGUUUGCCUCCCCCCCUCCUGGAAGUAUUCUGGCAGCCAUCAUGACCCUUUGGCAAAGUGGUUCUUCAGGUGUUCUCCUGCUGGUUAAGAACUACACAGGAGACCGUCUGAACUUUGGUUUAGCUGCUGAACAGGCACGCACACAAGGAGUCUCUGUGGACAUGGUGAUUGUGGCAGAUGACUGUGCCUUCACCCAGCCUAGUAAAGCAGGCAGGAGAGGACUGUGUGGGACCGUGUUCAUUCAUAAGCUGGCUGGAGCACUGGCCGAAGAAGGAUGUCCAUUAGAUGGGAUUGUUGCCCAGUUGACAAAGGCAACUAAGAGCAUUGGCACUCUGGGUGUCAGUCUGUCACCAUGCAGCGUACCAGGAUGUCAACCCUCCUUUCAACUUCCACCUGGAGAUAUGGAGCUAGGACUGGGAAUUCAUGGAGAGCCAGGCAUUAAAAGGUCCAAGAUGGCCCCUGCUGAUGAGGUUGUGAAAACAAUGAUUGAUCACAUAACUGACCCCUCCAGUCAAUCACAUUUGUCACUGAAAUCAGGAGACAGAGUGGUUCUCUGCGUGAAUAAUCUUGGUGCUCUGUCCUGUUUGGAAAUGGCCAUCGUCACCAGAGCUGCCAUUAACUAUUUGGCGAGUCGUGGAGUCCAGGUUUCCAGGGUGAUGUCGGGCUCUUUCAUGACGUCACUGGAGAUGGCAGGUGUAUCUCUGACUCUGAUGAGAGUAGAUGAGGAGAUACUUCGACUGUUUGAUGCUAAAACCACAGCCCCAGCCUGGCCCAACCUCUGCAGUGAGAGUGUGAGUGGGAGGAAACUGUAUGUUGAACCCGCAGAGAGACCAGCAGCCUCUGAGAUAAAGCCUGACCAAGGUCCUUUCACUUUGGCCAUGCGUGCAGUUUUGGAGUCUGUGUGUAAAACCCUCCUGCAGCGGCAAGAGGAGCUCAAUGCCUUGGAUCGUGCAGCUGGUGAUGGAGAUUGUGGGAGCACACAUGUACUUGCUGCAAACGCCAUUCAGAAGUGGAUGCAGACUAGCACCAUCCCAGGAAACCCUUGCCUUCUGCUGACAGCUCUUGCUAGAUUGGUGGAGGAAAAAAUGGGUGGCUCUUCAGGAGCGCUGUAUAGUCUGUUCCUGACAGCGGCUGGUCCCAAGCUGAGAGAAGGUUGUGAUGGAGCAGACUGGGCCAAAGCAAUGCAUGCUGGGACAGAAGCCAUGAAAAGGUAUGGAGGUGCAGCACCUGGGGACAGGACUAUGCUGGAUGCCCUGUGCCCUGCUGUGGAAGAAUUGAUGAAGUUAUCCACAGCUCCUCCAGGUGGCCAUAUGGCAGUUCUGCAGGCAGCAGUGGAGAAAGCAGAAGUGGGUGCAGAGUCCACUCGUGACCUUGCAGCCAAAGCAGGCCGGGCUAGCUACGUUGCAUCUGAACAUCUGACCCAGCCUGACCCUGGGGCGGUCGCUGUAGCUGCCAUUUUCAGAGCAGUGUUUGAGGCUCUGGGAGGGAAAUGAUCUACGCUGGUAUAAUGCCAUGAUUUACAGAUCAGAACUAAUUUAACUGAGUGUUAAAAUCAGCUAUUAUACAUUUACAUAUGAACAGUAUUGAUAAAUCAACUGAUAUCAUAUGUAUUUACUUAAAUGGUGAACACAAUUCCUAUGCUGUCAUGGUGUGUAAUGGCAGAUGAUAAGAGUUUAUAAAAGGGGAUAUCCAUUUUUUAAAAAUUACUGCAUAUUUCGAUCAUCAAGAAGUGUAGAGAAACUUGCCAGCUCUGAUGUCUUUACAGUGGUGGUGAUAGGAACCAGCGGUUAUGAUCUGUAUCCAAAAUGACAGAUGAUCUUAUACAUGUCUUCAGAUUUUUAAUUACGGGCGGCACGGUGGCGUGGAUGGAUGGAUGGAUGGAUGGAUGGAUGGAUGGAUGGAUGAUUUAAUUACACUCAGUGGCGCAACCGUCUUAAGCUUUGGCCAUAUCUUCAGGAGAUCACGAGUUUGAUCCCUGGUGAUGCUACAGCUAUCUGUAGCCGGGAGUCCAACCCCUUCUCCCCCCUUCUCCCCCCAACACUCAACGUGAUGCUAGUCAACGCAGGCGUUAGCUGACGUAACAGAUCUGGCGGUUGGCGCUUUCCUCUGAGCGUAUUCAGCUGUCCCGUGACGACGUGUGACCGGCAGUUCGAAAAAGAAGCAGUGGUUGGUUUCACAGGUCUUGGAGGAAGCCUGUGCUAGCCUUCACCCUCCUAGCACUGGUAGUAUCAUGUGAUUGGGGGAGUCCUAACUAACGGGGUGGAUUUGGAGAUGACUAAAUUGGGGAGAAA